AUGAUGGUGGCCGAGCACACCAAGCCCCAAAUACCAGAAGACUGCACCUCCACGCCUGCCACCUGCGGUGUUUCCCCGGGUCCUACAGUGGGCCUUGGGAUUGCCGCCAUCUUCUGCUGCUUCCUCUCAGCUUGCUUCGCCCAGGUGGCCGUUCGCGGGCCCCACACAGCGUACUUAUCAAUGAGCAAGGCGUUUGUGAAGCACCACCGGUGGGGGGUCUCCGUCUGGUACUGCCUAGCGUGGUGCUUCACGCUUGUGCCUGUGUGCUACAGCUCAUAUCUAGUCUGGGAGCAAUCAACAGGCAGUGGGGUAGUCCCGGUGGGGCUGUUUGCGGGCAUGGGCCUCAUCAUGCUCUGUUCGGGAGUGCUCUGGGUGGGCUUCGUAGCCAUGAACUUCAACGCCGAUAGGCUCAUUCUCAGCGGGAUAGUGGAGGACGAGGAUGAGGAUGUGAGUAUGGUGAUUAUGAUUCAUGGGAGAUGGGUAUCCAUGAACUUCAACGCGGAUAGGCUCAUCCUCAGCGGGGCCGUGGAGGACGAGGAUGAGGAUGUGAGUUUCAUGUGUGGUGUGCGGUAUGCGUGGGUAUAUAUGCAUGGGAGAUGGGUAUUGAGUGUGCGUGGCUGUAUUGUAUGCAUUCAUGGGAGGUGGGGUAUGCCAUGGAGGUGGGGUAUGCCAUGGAGGUGGGGUAUGCCAUGGAGGUGGGGGUAUGCCAUGGAGGUGGGGUAUGCCAUGGAGGUGGGGUAUGCCAUGGAGGUGGGGGUAUGCCAUGGAGGUGGGGGUAUGCCAUGGAGGUGGGGGUAUGCCAUGGAGGUGGGGUAUGCCAUGGAGGUGGGGUAUGCCAUGGAGGUGGGGUAUGCCAUGGAGGUGGGGUAUGCCAUGUGUGGCUAUGUAUUCAUGAACUUCAACGUGGAUAGGCUCAUUCUCAGUGGAUGA
Messenger RNA from Closterium sp. Yama58-4, 930 nucleotides. The record is from the annotation of a GenBank genome assembly. NCBI's taxonomy places the organism in Eukaryota, Viridiplantae, Streptophyta, Zygnematophyceae, Desmidiales, Closteriaceae.